Glarea lozoyensis ATCC 20868 is the source of this 681-nucleotide messenger RNA. RefSeq lists its product as uncharacterized. The record is from RefSeq and is a predicted model, not a curated record. The coding region runs from base 1 to 681 and encodes 226 amino acids. NCBI's taxonomy places the organism in Eukaryota, Fungi, Ascomycota, Leotiomycetes, Helotiales, Helotiaceae. Gene Ontology annotation, biological process: mitotic sister chromatid segregation. Gene Ontology annotation, cellular component: MIS12/MIND type complex; kinetochore. The transcript has 2 exons.
AUGACGGAACUGCAGAGGAAGAUAGAACUGCAAUCAAUUGAGGAUCUGCAGUACUUGGUUGGAAAUAUCCAGCGAGGAGCGGAGGAAAAAAUUGAUCAAGCUUUACCGCCGAUGGAUGGGGUGGAAGAAGAUGCUAUGAGAAAACGAGUAGAAGAGGAUGUGCAUAAUUAUAUCCAUAAAGUUUUCCAAGUCCUCGCACCAAAUAUAACAAUAAACGGCCUUUCUCCAUCCCAAGAACAAAUUCAAUCCGUCCUCUCCUCCAGCUCCCUACCAACAGGCAUCAUCGAAGAACACGAGCCAUUCAACCAUAAACUAUUCGAGAAGGCGAAAGAUAACGCGCGGCAGGAAGAGGACCUCAUAGAGGAGAUAGCGCGAUUACGACGGAACAUUCCUGGCGCUGUCGUGGAAAAGAACAAGAAGAGAUUUAAGGAAGAAGUGGAAGCGGACGACGAAAACCUGAAAGUACUGGCCGCAAAGAUGGACGAUGCCGAAAAGAAGAGGAGUAUUGGUGGAAGCGUUCUGGGAAUUGGAAAAUUGGAGAGACAGGAUUCAGUUGAGCAGAAUUGGAGUCAUGGGGUGAAGGGACUCGAAAGAGUGUUAGGUGGACUACCCGAAGUCGUAGCAAGGUGCGACAGAGCGACAAAAGCCGAGGAGUAUGUUAAUGGGAUGCAUAAAGAAUGA